AUGCCAGUCGAGUCCAUUCCGUUGGCGUCGCACGCCCACCUCGCCUGGCGGUACAAAGUGGACCCGUCCGUGUUCAUCUUUCCCCCCGCGACGCUUCGGGUGUACACCACGAUCAAGAAACCCUCUCGUGACAGACCCCGAACUCCCACGGAACCAUCUCGCUGGACAUGA
Molecule: messenger RNA, 171 nt
Organism: Aphanomyces invadans
Lineage: Eukaryota; Oomycota; Saprolegniomycetes; Saprolegniales; Verrucalvaceae
Exons: 2
Coding region: 1-171 (56 amino acids)
Source: RefSeq, a predicted model, not a curated record